Molecule: messenger RNA, 889 nt
Organism: Ceutorhynchus assimilis (cabbage seed weevil)
Lineage: Eukaryota; Metazoa; Arthropoda; Insecta; Coleoptera; Curculionidae
Source: the annotation of a GenBank genome assembly
AUGCUCAAUAAAAUGCCGUUGAAUGUAAAAAAAGAGGGCAGACUAAAAUCGGAAAAAUCUUUAAUAAUAGAAGGCAAUUUGCAGGAAAUAAAAUCAGACACGACAUUUAGAAAAAUAAAGUCCGAAGCAAUGGCACAUUUCGAUCGCGACAAGGACGACUUGUUUGAUAUGUUCAAAAUGCAGAAAGAUCACCCAGAAUACAUAAAAGAGGUGUCGGUGCCAUUUUGUGUGCAAAUCUACAUGCUUAUUGGAAUUGUUUGGGGUUCUCCCAUAGAAGAUGUCAAAAGUGUGAGAGAAGUUCAACAUGACAAACAAUUGCAAUCAUCAGUUGAAAAGAUCCAAAUCUACGAUUUAUCAUUGAGAGAUAAAAGAUCACCGACUCCUUGGGGAGGCCGUGGGGGUGGAGGAGGGUUUGGAGGCGGUGGAGGUUUUGGAGGUGGUGGAGGCCGCGGAGGCGGGGGUGGUUUUGGCGGUGGUGGAGGCUGGGGAGGCGGUGGUGGAUUCGGAGGAGGCUUUGGAGGUAAGCAAUAUUUAUUACGUAGAGGCCAUGGGGGUGGCAGAGGAGGACACGGUGGGCAUCAUAAGCUGUGUGGCGGUUGUGGAAAGUGAAAGGAUAUCAAUUAAUCAUGAGGAUUUCUAUGAGAUCCACAAUAGUUCUUACUUAUUUUAUUGAAUUUUGAAUGUACAUUUUGAAGAAAAUGCUAACAAAUUUUUAGAGUACAAGCUAUACCCUCCCAGCAUUUUAUUUUUAGAAAAAAUAAAUACAUAUAUAUAUUUAUAUUUUUUUUUAUAAAACUUUAGUGGAGAGUCGCCUAAUAUUGGAUACUUUUUUUUAAACUGGAAAAUUAUAUUAAAAAAAAAUCCCUACAUUUGUGCUAGUUUAAUGGAG